AUGUAUGUAUAUAUUGCAGAAUAAUGAAUGGAAUGGGCGUACAAAGAAUGUGAAUGUGGGGGUUUGGACUUGUUGGGGCAUUCUUAUAAAUAGCCGCUCGUAACCGCCUUUCUCCUUACUCCCCUCUCUCUCUCUCUCUCUCUCUCUCCGCUUCUCAAUUUCCCGCUUCAGGAUCUUUAUUUCUCAAAUGAAUUAAAAGGGAGACGACGGGUACCGAGAAAAGAAAAAAAUAGUUGUUGUUUUCUGAGUUCGUUUGGUUAUGGCUACAUAUACACCCAAGAACAUUCUCAUUACUGGAGCUGCUGGCUUUAUUGCAUCCCAUGUUGCCAACCGGCUGAUACGGAACUACCCUGAGUACAAGAUUAUUGUCCUUGACAAGCUGGAUUACUGCUCAAACCUGAAGAACCUUGGGACUUCUCAAUCAUCCCCAAAUUUCAAGUUCAUAAAAGGAGAUAUAGGUAGCGCUGACCUCAUCAGCUUCAUUCUCCUGACCGAGUCCAUUGAUACGGUCAUGCACUUUGCAGCCCAGACCCAUGUCGACAACUCCUUUGGCAACAGCUUUGAAUUCACUAGAAACAAUAUUUAUGGCACCCAUGUCCUUUUGGAGGCAUGUAAAGUCUCGGGUCAAAUUAAGAGAUUUAUUCAUGUUAGCACCGAUGAAGUUUAUGGAGAAACAGAAGAGGAUGCACUUGUGGGAAACCACGAAGCUUCGCAACUCCUCCCAACGAACCCAUACUCUGCAACUAAAGCCGGUGCUGAGAUGCUUGUGAUGGCGUACAGAAGGUCAUAUGGGUUACCUGUGAUAACUACAAGAGGAAACAAUGUGUAUGGGCCAAAUCAGUUUCCCGAAAAGUUGAUUCCCAAAUUCAUCCUGUUAGCAAUGAGAGGGAAGCCUCUUCCAAUUCAUGGGGAUGGAUCCAAUGUGCGGAGUUACCUCUAUUGUGAGGAUGUUGCUGAAGCAUUUGAAAUCAUUCUUCACAAGGGUGAAGUAGGUCAUGUUUAUAAUAUUGGGACAGAUAAGGAAAGGAGAGUGCUUGAUGUGGCCAAGGAUAUAUGCAGUCUAUUCUCGUUAGAUGCAGAUGCAGCUAUUCAUUUUGUGGAGAACAGACCUUUUAAUGAUCAGAGGUACUUCUUAAAUCAUCAGAAGCUCAAGAAUUUGGGAUGGUCGGAACGAACUACAUGGGAAGAAGGCCUAAGGAAGACCAUGGAAUGGUAUGUUAGCAAUCCUGAUUGGUGGGGAGACGUCUCAGGGGCGCUGCUUCCUCAUCCGAGAAUGUUGAUGAUGCCUGGAAUUGAAAGAAACACCUCUGAUGCUGGUGUAUCUGCUUCCUCUAAUAUGGUAAAUAAUCCCGGUCAAAAGGGAAUGGUAGUUUCAGUUUCCUCGAGCAAUCUGUCUACUCAUAAAUCACCACUGAAGUUCUUGAUUUAUGGUAGGACUGGGUGGAUUGGUGGACUUAUAGGGAAACUCUGUGAGAAACAAGGGAUACCCUAUGAGUAUGGAAAAGGGCGCCUUCAGGAACGCUCUCAGCUCUUGGCGGAUAUACAGAGUGUUAAACCUACCCAUGUUCUGAAUGCUGCUGGAGUGACCGGUAGGCCUAAUGUGGAUUGGUGCGAGUCCCACAAACCAGAGACGAUCUCCACCAAUGUUGUCGGAACUCUAACUUUGGCAGAUGUUUGCAAAGAGCACGGGCUUCUAAUGCUGAAUUUUGCUACUGGCUGUAUCUUUGAGUAUGAUGGUGCACAUCCGUUAGGGUCAGGCAUCGGAUUUAAGGAGGAAGACAAACCCAAUUUCACCGGUUCGUUCUAUUCGAAAACCAAGGCCAUGGUUGAAGAACUUCUGAACGAAUAUGACAAUGUCUGCACCCUCAGGGUCCGAAUGCCAAUAUCAUCUGAUCUGAACAACCCACGAAACUUCAUCACAAAAAUCACAAGAUAUGACAAAGUGGUUAACAUUCCCAACAGCAUGACUGUCCUAGAUGAGCUCCUACCCAUUGCAAUUGAGAUGGCAAAAAGGAACUGCAGGGGCAUAUGGAACUUCACAAACCCGGGUGCUGUCAGCCAUAACGAAAUCCUUGAGAUGUACAAGAACUGCAUCAACCCCGAUUUCAAGUGGACCAAUUUCACAUUAGACGACCAAGCAAAGGUGAUUGUUGCCCCUCGCAGCAACAAUGAGAUGGAUGCGUCCAAGUUGAAGAAAGAGUUCCCGGAGUUGCUGUCCAUCAAGGAAUCCCUGCUUAAAUAUGUCUUCGAACCCAACAAGAAAACCUUCUCAGCCUGAGUGGCAGAUAAGCUUAUUAUAUGAAGACGUCAAGAGCCAUCUUUGCUGCACAUGUAAGUAGAAUUCAGUUAUAAUCACAUUCUUACUUCUCUUCAUCAUCCCUCUUACUCCAUUAUGGUAUUCAGAUAUUUAUGUUGCAUUUACUUGUUAGCUAUAGAUUCCCAAAUGUGGAAAGAGCUCUGCUGAAGAUCGUAUUAGAACUCUCAUUUCUCUCUGUUAUUUAUCAUAUUUAAAGUUGUAAAAAAGCUGUUCAUUUCCCUUCAAUUUAUCUUCUCAAUGUUUCAUUGAGAUUUAUCUUCUAAUGUACUGAUACCACCUGUUGGCCUGUGAACUGUUUUGAGUGUUGGUGAAUGUAGUUGAGAGAACCUGUACAACUCUCGAA
This is a messenger RNA of Diospyros lotus (date-plum), 2660 nucleotides long. Its product is annotated as trifunctional UDP-glucose 4,6-dehydratase/UDP-4-keto-6-deoxy-D-glucose 3,5-epimerase/UDP-4-keto-L-rhamnose-reductase RHM1-like. The coding region runs from base 260 to 2278 and encodes 672 amino acids. Gene Ontology annotation, molecular function: UDP-L-rhamnose synthase activity; UDP-glucose 4,6-dehydratase activity; dTDP-glucose 4,6-dehydratase activity. NCBI's taxonomy places the organism in Eukaryota, Viridiplantae, Streptophyta, Magnoliopsida, Ericales, Ebenaceae. The record is from RefSeq and is a predicted model, not a curated record. The transcript is spliced from 4 exons. Gene Ontology annotation, biological process: flavonol biosynthetic process; UDP-rhamnose biosynthetic process; auxin export across the plasma membrane.